Molecule: messenger RNA, 597 nt
Organism: Brassica oleracea var. oleracea
Lineage: Eukaryota; Viridiplantae; Streptophyta; Magnoliopsida; Brassicales; Brassicaceae
Exons: 2
Coding region: 1-597 (198 amino acids)
Molecular function (GO): RNA-DNA hybrid ribonuclease activity; nucleic acid binding
Source: RefSeq, a predicted model, not a curated record
AUGGAGCAUCAUGUGACUUGCCUCAUCAACUCUCUUUGCCAUAUUUGGGGAAGCCGAACUUGGAAGACCAACGACACUUCUCGUAAUUCGAACUUAACCACCUCGCCUCACUCUGUUUCGAGGAAAGACUGCUCCGCGAGUGUGCCUCAAUCUCAGCCCCGAGAGAACGAGUUUCUCUGCUUUUCAGAUGCAGCUUGGAAUAGUGCUACUAGUGCAGGAGGAUUGGGCUGGACAUGCUCGAACUCUGCCGGUGCUACUCUCCUGCAAGGAUCUUCACCGUGCCCCAUAGUGGCAUCAGCGCUAGUUGCAGAAGCGUUGGCACUUAAGGCGGUAAUCAAAGCCGCUAUCUCCCUUAACAUCAAAGACCUGGUCUGUCACUCAGACUCAAAAGGCUUGAUCAAUCUGAUCACAGGAAACACGUCUGUGAUUGCACUACAAGGAAUUCUCCAUGACAUCAGUGUGUUGAGUAAUUCCAUGUCGUCUAUCUCUUUUAAAUUUGUACCUCGGCGUUGUAACACGAUCGCUGAUCGUCUGGCUAAAGAGGUUCUGUUUUCUGAAUCAAACUCUUCUUUGGAAAGAGAGAACCUUGUAGCUUAA